UUUUGAAAAGUCUCCCGGAUGUUUAUGUGUCCAGUCUCCGUCUGACGCGCAGCGCUCAGCUGUUAGUUUAGUUUAGUUUAGUUGUCAACAUGUCUCAGUAAACCGGUACUUUACCGGUAGUUUACCGGGUUAACGGACAGUGUGUCGCCAUGGAGACGUUCAGUAAGCUGAGCAGCAUGCUGCUGCACGCGCUGGAGACGAGGAGCCGACAGUCGACCUGUUGGAGUCUUUCGUCGAUCAUUGGAAAGCAGUAACCGGUUAUUACAUCCAGACCACAGAUGACAGUCGUCCUGUCAGACAGACAGAGAUCCCGUGGCGUCUCAGACAGAUGUUGGACAUCCUGGUGUACGAGGAGAAGCAGCAGCCAGCGGUGGAGGAGACCGGAGCGUGUCUGGAGUAUCUGCUGCAACACAAACUGCUGGAGACGCUUUGCACUCUGGGAAAAGCUCAGUACCCCCCAGGAAUGGUGCAGCAGGUGCUUCUCUUCUUCUCUAAGUUCCUGUCUCAGAUGCAGAAGCCUCUGCUGCAGCUCGUCAGCGUCUACAAACCUGUUCAGAAGCUGAUUCGUCUCUGUGCACUUCCUGGUUCCCUCACAGAGAAGGAAGAAGCUCAAUUCUUAUUGGCCGUCUGCUCCAGAGUGAAACAGGAUCCACACGUGCUCAGAUACGUCUUAGAGUUUGUGGACCAACCAGCAGCCAGGACACCAGCCUCUGACCAAUCACAGCCCUGCACACAGGCCUCCAAUCACAGCACAGAGUCACAGGAUUCAUCUCCCUGCAGCCCAGUCCAAUCAGAGAGGGGCCUGCUAUCGGUUCUGAUGCAGCUCACCAACAGUCAGAGGCGAGCGGUGUGUCUGACGGCCCACGAGUGUCUCCUGCUGCUGGCUUCUCUUCAGUCAGACUCUUCAGGGGAGUUUCUGUCUCAUCACACCCAGCUAGGAGAGCUGCUGGCUGGGAGGCUGCUGCAGCUUUACUCCCUGCUGCCUCUGGAGGGGCUCGAUCCUGCAGAGCUGCAGAACUGGACACGCACACCCUGGAGCGCUGAUCUGCAGUCAAAGGCGCCAGCUUCUGAUCACAUGACCAGCUUCUUCUCCUGGUUGGACUUCCUGGAUCAGCUCAUGAGAGAAGCCCCUCAGCAGGUGUUAGCAGUGAAGCUAGCUCAGUGUGUUCAUCAGCUCUGGUUGUUGGACGUUCUUCAGCCUCAACUGCUGCACACGUGUGAGCAGCAGGUGCUGGUCUCCACCUCGGUCCUGUGUGCGACUGUCAGACUGGUCACUUCCUGUUCUCUGCUGGAUCAGCUGGUUGACUUCCUGCUGAGGACACCGUCGCUGACGGAGCUGCUGCUGCAGCGCUGCGACCACAUCUCAGACCAGAUCAGCAUGGCGUCUCUGUCUCUGGUGGAGGAGUUGCUACAGAAGCCUCACAGGGACAUUUUGGACGUGCUGGUGUUGAGUUUCCUGCUGAGUCGGAGCUACCUGUCUCCAGCUGCUGCAGGACAGGAGGACAGACAGGAGGACAGACAGGAGGACAGACAGGAGGACAGACAGGAGGACGCCAACCAGGACUCGGAGGACAGCGAUGGUCUGGAGGAGGACCCGUUCUUCUCUGACAGCUUGUCGUUGUCAGACAGUCAGCUGCUUCCUCCUCCCUCUGGUCUGGGAUCAGCUGCUGACGUCGUCAACAGCUUCCUGUGUUUAGUUCCUGUUCAGGUUCGAUCAGCUCAGCUGCUGCAGGAGGGAGGCUACGAAUCGUACGUCCACGAUGCUCACACACUGGUGACAGAGUGUCAGUCUCUCUCUCUGUCCUGGGAUUGGCCGAUUGCUCCCCCCCCUCCCUCCCCAGGUGUGGGGGGGGAGUUCUUCGAGGGUCACCUGCUCAAAGUUCUGUUUGACCGGCUGGGACGCGUCCUGGAGCAGCCCUAUGAGGUCAACCUGAAGCUGACUGCUGUUCUGUCCCGACUGUCGGCCUUCAGCCACCCGCUGCUGCAGGAAUACCUGCUGGACCCCUACAUCAGCCUGUCUCCCUGCUCCAGGUCGCUCUUCUCUGUCCUCAUCAGGUUAAUAGGAGAGUUGAUGCAGAGGAUCCAGCAGGUUUCCAACCUGUCAGACAGACUGCUGAAUGCCAGGAGACAUCUGCUGGGACUAAACCACAACACUGGACUGGAUCACCUGACUCUGCUGAGAGGACUCAUCGUGCUCGAGGAGUUUUGUAAGGAGCUCGCUGCCAUCGCCUUCGUCAAACUGCCGCUGGACGCCUGACCCCCCCAACACACACCUGACACACACCUGAUCCCCCUGACACACACCUGACCCCCCCAACACACACCUGAC
Molecule: messenger RNA, 2329 nt
Organism: Perca flavescens (yellow perch)
Lineage: Eukaryota; Metazoa; Chordata; Actinopteri; Perciformes; Percidae
Product: protein FAM160B2
Exons: 18
Coding region: 329-2257 (642 amino acids)
Source: RefSeq, a predicted model, not a curated record